Molecule: messenger RNA, 5121 nt
Organism: Clonostachys byssicola
Lineage: Eukaryota; Fungi; Ascomycota; Sordariomycetes; Hypocreales; Bionectriaceae
Source: the annotation of a GenBank genome assembly
UCGAAUCACAAGUCUAGGGGUCAGAAGCGACAGCCAAAAAUGUCGUUCCGGCCUAACCUUCGUCAUUCGCAUACCGUUGAUGUCACCUUCAACAACCCCAACAGCGCAAUCGCCCGCCAGUCCUCAACUACUUCAUCAGCCUCUUCCGGUUACUCCAACGCAUCCGACAACAGCGCCAGCACCUCGUAUACUUCAGCCUCCAGCGGGUACGGGUCUUACGGUCAUAAGCGCGGACGGAGCGAUGUGCUCGCACGCGCCCGCACCUUCGAAGUCGGAGAGAUGAACUCCAAAAAGCCCGAACCGGCCAAUCUAUACAGCUCUGCUCGCCAGUCGCUCCGUCCCCUGCCCCAAGCGCCCGCGGCGGCUCCAGCAUCAAUACCGUCUGCCCCGAGCACGCCACCGCAUAAGCAGCAGCGCCAUGAUCGUGGAAAAAGCGUCGAUUUUGGCAAGCUGGCCAUGUCACACAGUGAUGGGCCUUCGUCGCCAAAUUCGCCCUCUCGACAUGGCAAUGUACGUCCAAAUUCUAUGCUGCUAUCCCGCUCCGACACAAUGAGCGUAAGGGCCGGUGCUGGGUCACCAUCGGGCCACCAUCAUAGCUCGAGCACUACACAUAUCGGCCGUCCAGACCUCGAAAAACUCGGCCGUUCAACGACUAGCCAACUGAGGACACUCUCCCGUCUUACCGAGUCCGAGGCCGUUGAUGGCUUUAACGUUACUUCGCCAGCGCAAGAGGUCGUCGGUCUCCGCGGCCGACGACGUUUGCAGCGGUCAGACAAAUCUAAUGGUGCCCGUGGCCCAAAGCAAGGCAAUUAUGGCUGGGAAAGCAGCAAGUGGAUAGACAAGCAACGUCAGUUCCUUCAAGCCUACGAAUACCUUUGCCAUAUCGGUGAGGCCAAAGAAUGGAUCGAGGACGUCACACACAAGACGCUCCCGCCUAUCGUUGAACUCGAGGAGGCUCUGCGAGACGGCGUCACCCUCGCACAGGUGGUUGAAGCCCUCAACCCCAAUAAACAUUUCAGGAUAUUCCAUCAUCCGCGCCUUCAGUACCGACACUCCGACAACAUUGCGAUUUUCUUCCGAUACCUAGAUGAAGUAGAGCUCCCCGACCUCUUCCGGUUCGAGCUCAUCGAUCUUUAUGAGAAAAAGAACAUCCCAAAAGUAAUUUAUUGUAUCCAUGCACUGAGUUGGCUGCUAUUCCGACUAGGUAUUGUCGAUUUCCGGAUAGGAAAUUUGGUUGGACAGCUGGAAUUCGAACAUCAUGAGCUGGAGGAAAUGCAGAAAGGCCUUGAUAAGUUGGGCAUUAAUAUGCCAACCUUCGGCGACAUGGGUGCAGAUUUUGGCGUGCCAGAGCCAGAACCUGAGCCGCAAGAGACAGAAGAGGAAAGAAUUGACCGGGAGCUGGCUGAAAAUGAGGCCUCUAUAGCUGAUUUCCAGGCGCAAGUCCGAGGAGCUAUGACACGACUGAAACUCGGCGAGACCAUGCAGCAGCUCUGGGGCCAGGAAGAGUUUCUGAUUGACCUCCAAUCGCGCAUUCGAGGUGACUUUACUCGCCAGAUCAUGGGCUACCGACUUCAGAUGAGGCGAUUUGCCACCCAACUGCAGAGUGCUUCCCGCGGAUUUCUGCUGAGGCGGAGGCUGGAGAAUUCUGAUAGAUUCUGGAAGGCUGUCGAGCCAGCUAUCCUGGAGCUGCAAAGCAUGAUCAGGGCCAAGAAAGCCCGCCACGAGGCACGGGAGGCACGAUCUACUCUGGCCACCUGCGGAGGACCAAUAAGAGAGAUCCAGGCAAUCUCUAGGGGGUUCUUGUUCCGCAAAAAGCUCGUCGCUCAACAUCAAGAAGUCAAGAAGAGCUCUGGUGAGGUACAAAGCCUGCAGGCAGCUGCUAGGGGGUUCUUGUUCCGCAAAAAGCUCGUCGCUCAACAUAAAGAAACCAAGAAGAGCUCUGGUGAGGUAAAAAGAUUGCAGGCAGCCGUCAGGGGAAUGCUUGUUCGAGAAAGCCUCAACCAAGAUCGUCAACUGCUGCAUGCUGAAUCGCCGUCGAUUGUCAGCUUCCAAGCUGCACUCCGAGCACAGCAACUAAGACAACGAAUUGAUAUCCAAAACCAGCAUCUUCAGGCUGCAGCCCCUAUAUUCACGAAGAUCCAGGCCUUUGCUCGCGGCCUUGCGUCUCGAGCUGAGACAAAGGCUUUGCGUAAAGAAUUGAAGAAGCACCGAGCCGAGGUUACCCAACUUCAGGCCAUCGUUAGAGCGGGAGUUGUACGGAAAAACGUAAAAGCAGAUCUUGAUGCUUUGGAGGAGAACUCGGAAGAAAUUGUUUCGCUCCAGUCCAUGAUUCGGGGUCUGUUCGUUCGGGAGCAGAUUCUUGCAGACAGAGCCGAGCUCGAUAGCCACGUCUCCAAGACGGUCGACUUACAAGCCGGUAUCCGCGGCUUCUUGUACAGACGUCAGCACUCCGCUUUGCUUGAGGAACUGGAUUCUCACUAUGAUAAGAUCGCAGCAUUCCAGGCCAUCCUGAGAGGUAUCAUGGAACGAGGAAGAGUUGGUGAUUUGAUUGCAGAGUUAGAGGAAGAGGAGGAAUCAAUCAUUGUUGCCCAGUCUGCCAUCAAGGGCUUCCUCGUUCGAGCCCGGUUCGAAGAAAAGCGACGAUUCUUCAACGAGAACAUGCAAAAGGUGGUCAAGAUUCAGAGUUUUGUCCGUGCCAAGGUCCAGGGAGAGGCUUACAAGAGUCUUACCACGGGGAAGAACCCCCCGGUUGGCGCUGUCAAGAACUUUGUUCACCUUUUGAACGAUAGCGAUUUCGACUUCAAUGAGGAGAUUGAAUUCGAGCGCAUGCGCAAGACGGUCGUUCAGCAAGUUCGCCAGAACGAAAUGCUGGAGCAAUACAUCGACCAACUUGAUAUCAAGAUCGCGCUACUGGUCAAGAACAAGAUUACUCUCGACGAAGUAGUACGGCACCAACAUAACUUCGGAGGCCACACCAUGGGUCUGCUGGCCAACUCAUCCAUGUCCUCUGGCAACCAAUUUGAUCUGAAGGCGCUCAACAAGGGUUCAAGAAAGAAGCUUGAGUCGUAUCAGCAGUUGUUCUUCAAUCUCCAAACACAGCCACAGUACCUCGCUCGACUCUUCCGUCAUCUUCGCGAGCAAGGAACGUCGGAGAAGGAGAGCAAGAGGAUAGAGCUGCUCAUCAUGAGUCUUUUCGGAUACGCCCAAAAGCGCCGAGAAGAAUAUUAUCUCCUGAAAUUGGUUGCUAGAUCAAUCAAGGAAGAUAUCGAGGGAUGUAAGACAUUCCAAGAAUAUCUUCGUGGAAACUUUUUCUGGACCAAGCUGCUCGGCAACUACACCCGAUCCCCUCGCGACCGCAAGUAUUUGAGGGAUCUUUUGGGACCUUUGAUUCGGGACAAUAUUGUGGAUGAUCCUGCUCUUGACCUUGAGAGCGACCCGAUGCAGAUUUACCGGUCUGCGAUCAACAACGAAGAGCUUCGAACGGGUAUGCCAGAUCCUCGCCCACUCGAAGUUCCUCGGGAAGUGGCCAUCAGGGACCCAGAGACCCGAAGACUUUUCAUCGAUCAUCUUCGCGACCUCCGAGAGAUUUGCGACCAGUUCUUCUUGGCAUUGGAGGAUCUCUUGCACAAGAUGCCAUACGGCCUGCGCUUCCUUGGAAGCCAGAUGUUCCAGUCAUUGAGACAACAUUUCAAGAGGGAGUCCCCCGACGUGAUACUGCAGCUUGUCGCCAACUGGGUGUGGAAAUCUUACCUACAGCCUGCUUUAGUAUUCCCCGAAAACGUGGGUGUAAUCGAAAAGGGACUGAGCCCUCUUCAGAAGAGAAACUUGAGCGAAGUAGGCAAGGUCGUCGGGCAGAUUGCAUCUGGUCGUGUUUUCGGAGGCGAGAACAUCUAUCUCCAGCCUCUCAACGCUUUCGUUUCCGAGUCUAUUGAGAGGCUGGCUCAAAUCACGGGAGAGUUGAUUUCCGUCCAGGAUGCCGAGAGCACUUUCGACAUUGACGAGUUCAACGACCUCUACGCCAAGAACAAGCCUACCUUGUACAUCAAGAUGACGGAUGUUUUUGCCAUUCACAACCUGGUCGCUGCUGAGCUCAACUAUAUGUGCCCGAGCCGUGACGACGUUUUGCGCGAGAUCAUGCACGAUUUGGGCAAUGCUAAGAACAACGAGAGCGAGAUGAAUGCGGUUGGCUCCUCCGAGAUCCACAUGUUCCUGACGCCAAAGCUCCACGACAUUAAUGACCCGGAGGCCGAGGUGAAGGCGCUGUUUAUGGAGACGAAACGUUGCGUCUUGUAUAUUAUACGAGUACAGACGGGUGCGAAUCUCCUGGAGAUCCUGGUGAAGCCGAUCACGGACGAGGACGAGAUCAAGUGGCAGCAGAUCCUCCGAGACGACUUCAUGAACGAUAACAAGACUCGUGGAGCGUACUCGGAUGCCAACAUGGUGGACGUUACGCGAAUGUCGUACCACGAGCUCAAGCGCACGGCUCUGGAGAACGUGAUGCGCCUGGAGAAGUGGGGACGCAUCUCGAAGCACAACUACUACCAGGACGUGCUCAAUGCGAUUGCUGUCGACAUCCGCAGCAAGAGCCGGAGGAGAGUACAGAGACAACGAGAGCUGGAUGGUGUCCGGAUGACCCUGUCCAACUUGCACGACAAGGCCAAGUACCUGGAGCAGCAGAGGAAGAGCUACGACGACUACAUUGAACAGGCGAUGGCGACACUCCAGAACAAGAAGGGCAAGAAGAGAUUCCUCCUGCCGUUCACAAAGCAGUACAACCACCAGCGCGAGCUCGAACGCAGCGGCCGGGUGCCCAAGUUCGGCAGCUACAAGUACAGCGCCCGAGCCCUCCUGGAGAAGGGCGUGCUCGUCUCGUGGAGCGGCAUGGCCGACUGGGAAAAGAUCAACCUGACCAUCUCGUGCGACGAGGUGGGCGUCUUCGCCAUCGAAGGAUCCAAGGGCCACAUCCAGAUCCCCGGAGCGAGUGCGCUCGUGCCGAUCGAGGAUCUGCUGCAGGCCCAGUUCGAAGCCCACCAGUUUAUGAACUUGUUCGAGGGCAACCUCCGGCUCAACGUCAACUUGCUGCUGCACCUGCUGUACAAGAAGUUCUACCGAACACAAUAA